AUGUCUGCAGUCAUGGACCCCAAUGUCGGUAUGUCAGACGCUGUCUCCUAUGCAUUCACAAUUCUCCGAGCUAUGAAGGAGGACGGCAAUCUCCCCAGUUGCGACUACUAUGAACGACUCCAACGUACAAGAGCCACUGUUGGAAAAAUGCGAGAAGCUACCAUUGCUGGGUCAAGCAUCCCGGCUUUUUCGAACGGGGGUGAAAGCUUGGGAAAUGAUGUGCCUCGUGAAGUGGAGGGGCUUACUUUGGGGUUUAAUGAUGGUGUGCCCCUGGAUCACCCCUUGAUAGACAGCUUUCUGGCAGACAAAGGGUUUAUGUGGUCUGAUGGAAUGCUACCUGAGGACCACACGUUGAGAGACUUGGCCUGCGAACUAGGUGAUGAGUUUUUAUUUGGAUCACAAUAA
Molecule: messenger RNA, 405 nt
Organism: Penicillium malachiteum
Lineage: Eukaryota; Fungi; Ascomycota; Eurotiomycetes; Eurotiales; Aspergillaceae
Exons: 1
Coding region: 1-405 (134 amino acids)
Source: RefSeq, a predicted model, not a curated record